GAACGCCGGGCACCGGCGCCGUGGGUGGGAGUCCUCGAGAGAGUCGCCGAGCCAAGACUACCCGAAAGAGCCGUGCACCACUCAGUCUGUCCGCGGGCGUCCGUCAAGCAGACUUCUGUCCGGCUCUCCGUCUCCCACCCUCCCUGCCACGCUCCCUACCCUACGCGCGCUCCGGUCUCGAAGGCCUCGCGGAAGACACAUGUCGUCGGCUAGUGGUGCAGCUGCUACCGGCUAACCCGCGUGACCGCGCGGUGUUAACGUAAACGCGAGUUCACUACGUUGCUCCGGUCCGUCGUCGCGUCGCGCAUUGUUUUUCCCCACCCCUCUGUUUUCAUCCCCCGCGCGAUCGGUUCUCAUAUAUGAAAGUGACUCGACGCGGUGACACAGGGUGCUCGUAGUGCGGCCAGUGAACAACCAGACCGGUGGACAAGAUGCGGCGGACGGGGUUUAUCUGGGGCCUCCUCGUAGGGCUGGCGGUCGUCGCCGACUGCUUCAACGUCGAGACCAAGCACUACGCGGUGUACCGCAUGGAGGAGAGGUCCAUGUUCGGCUUCGCCGUGUCGACGUACCGUGACAGAUACGCCCGCGGAUGGGCGAUUGUGGGCGCACCGGAGGCUGAAACUGCGCAGGCCGGCGUCUACCGAGGAGGCGCAGUCUAUAAAUGCGAUAUCGCGGCCGAUGAUAGAUGCAACGUAAUCCAUUUCGACGAUAAAGGACAUAAUCACGUCAAAAACCCAAAUGUCGCUGGCGAUUUGAACCAGAUCGACAACAAGACGCUGCAGUGGUUCGGCGCCACAGUCUCAGCUUCUAGCAAGGACGGAGGCCCGAUUCUGGCAUGCGCGCCCAGGUACAUCUGGUUCUCGGUGUCGCAGCCCAAGUACGAUCCCGAUGACAAUAAGUGGAGCAAGGAGUCCACGGCGGGCAACAGAAGAGAGCCAGUGGGCACCUGCUGGGUCGCCGCUAAUAACUUCAACGAGUCGCAGGAAUACUCGCCUUGUCGCACGAGGUUCUGGGGCUAUCACAGGCAGGGCUCUUGCCAGGCUGGUUUAGGAGCCGCGUUAUCUAAGCAAAAGGAUUUGAUUCGCCUGAAACUUGCAUAUCGUGGAAAUUGCAUAUUUUCUAUCGAUGACACGAGAGAAGUCAUUUGAGAUCUUUUCUUUUGUAGAAAAGAUUUUUGUUUAACGUGAUACUUUUUACGCCGAACUUUGGAAUAAAAAAAGUUUUUGAACAUAAAAAUCUCUUUAAGUUGCUAGUAAUAGGUAACAAUAAUCAGGCUUUUUAGUCGACAUUAACCGGCCAGUGUUU
Molecule: messenger RNA, 1305 nt
Organism: Vollenhovia emeryi
Lineage: Eukaryota; Metazoa; Arthropoda; Insecta; Hymenoptera; Formicidae
Product: integrin alpha-PS2-like
Exons: 6
Coding region: 432-1148 (238 amino acids)
Biological process (GO): cell-cell adhesion; cell-matrix adhesion; cell adhesion mediated by integrin
Cellular component (GO): integrin complex; external side of plasma membrane
Molecular function (GO): integrin binding
Source: RefSeq, a predicted model, not a curated record